AUGUGUGCCCAUCUCUCCAGAGAGUUCGGCUCUGCGCUUCAUUAUCCUGGCAGUGACAAUUUUACAAUCUGGGAUGCGAAGCAACAGGAAGUUCAUCCAGCCUGCCGCGUUGAGCCUUCUAGUGCUAAUGACAUCUCCAAAAUACUGAAUACCCUUGUGGAUCACUGGUGCUACUUUUCGGUCAAGGGGGGCGGCCACUCCAGGAACCCUGGAGAUUCCAAUUCAGCGCGUGGGGUUACUGUAGAUCUAGACCGCAUGCGAAGUGUCGACAUCUUAGAUAAUGGCACUAAGGCACGUGUUGGUGGCGGUGCAAACACUUUCCAAGUUUACCAGGCCCUAGAAUCGCGAAAUUUGUCGUUUGUUGGAGGCAGGGUAGGCACUGUAGGCCUGGGUGGCUAUACCCUUGGCGGAGGAACGUCCCCAUUUUCGAAUAAAUAUGGUUUGGCAUUGGAUAAUGUCUACGAAUAUGAAGUUGUGCUUGCCAACGGUACAAUCACCACAGCAUCCGAGUCGCGCAAUCCGGACCUUUAUUUCGCUCUACGGGGAGGCAGUAACAAUUUCGGUAUUGUCACAGCCUUCACCGUUCGCGCAUUUCCCCAAGGCCCUGUCUUCACUAGCAUGACAUCCUACGCCGCCAAUCAGUCCGAGCAGGUUCUUGACAAGGUUUACAGCCUAUACACGGAUAGGAACCUCACCAGUGACGUUGAACUUGGCUAUGACCUAUAUUAUACCUAUAUGGCCGAUAGUGACGAGUUAGUAUUGAUGGGCACCCAGCGGUAUGGGAAGCCUGUUCAGAACCCCCCGGUCUUUCGUGCAAUCGACCAGAUACCUACACUAAGCAGGACCACAACCAUCACCACUCUAAGCAAUGUGGUUAACGACCCUGGACCCCUCGGUACUACACGGCAUUUGUUCGCCACACUGAGCGUAUCUCCAUCGCGCUCCUUGCUCUCGCAAGGCCUUCAGAUUUUCCAGGAGGAAGUCGAAGCUAUUAAGACUGUGUCCGGUCUAGUUCCCAACUUUAUUUCCUACCCUCUGCAAAGAAAUGCCAUCGCAUUAAUGAAGCAAAGAGGUGGUAAUUCUUUGGGUAUCGACCGCGACGAACCUCUUUUCACGUGGUCUAGUGCUAGUGACGAUGCUGCUGUCGAUAGGAUGACUGCAAACGUCGUUCGCAGGCCCAAGGAGGCAGCAGAAGAUUUGGGAGUUGCGAACCGGUAUAUGUACAUCAACUACGCAUCUGCUGCGCAGGGCGAUGAAGUCUUUGCUGGUUACGGCGACGAAAAUGUGCAGAAGUUGAAAGAUGUGCAAAGGGCAGUGGACCCUCGCGGAAUUUUCACCUCCAAAGGCCUUUGGAGGGGUUUUUUCAAAUUACUAUAA
Molecule: messenger RNA, 1377 nt
Organism: Talaromyces rugulosus
Lineage: Eukaryota; Fungi; Ascomycota; Eurotiomycetes; Eurotiales; Trichocomaceae
Exons: 5
Coding region: 1-1377 (458 amino acids)
Molecular function (GO): FAD binding
Source: RefSeq, a predicted model, not a curated record